Nezara viridula (southern green stink bug) is the source of this 1845-nucleotide messenger RNA. The record is from the annotation of a GenBank genome assembly. NCBI's taxonomy places the organism in Eukaryota, Metazoa, Arthropoda, Insecta, Hemiptera, Pentatomidae.
AUGAAGAGCCAACUGAUUUUGAUAAUACUUGUAAGAGUUGGUCGUGCUGCUCUGGAUACCAUCCACUCAAAUAGAGAAGAUCUCCUCGAUGCCGUGGAGUCUAUAGCAGAAAGAAAUUUCCACGGGAGCUGUCUGUCCUUCAGAUAUCCUGAGAGACACCCUCCUGACCUUGUCUUCUCGCAUCUACUGCUCAGGAUGCACAAAAAUUGGACACCGAUUUUACCAAUAUUCGUCGCCACUAGAGCAUUUAUUAACAAUGAAGGCUAUGUAAUAAACUUUAUUAAAUGUUCUUAUGUUAUUACGAUUCGCAAUGCUAACUAUACAUCGCAACUAGCGGAAAUAUUAUACCGUCCUUGGAACAACCUCUACCGUGUGGGUGACAGCCCUUAUACUAGAUUCAUAAUUAUUGUAGAUGGAGAAAUCUCAAAGGAAGAGACAUACGAAGCUCUUAAAAUGAUGUACCGAUUUGGUGAUGUCGAUGUUGUACUUGUAGGUCGUGAGAAUAAUGUUACAAGUAUUUUCACGUUAUUUCCUUUUGGAAAAGAUGGAAAAAGCUGUCCGGAAGAUAACAUGGAAUUAUCACGAAUAGCUCAGUGGGAAGGGAAAUUCACAGAAGUCGACUUCUUUCCUGAUAAAGUUCCACAUUUAUUUCAAGGUUGUGAUUUUCCUGUUUCAACGGUCCACUACCCACCAGCAAUAUUUUCUCUAAGUGACGAUAACUAUGAUGGCUUCGACUACAGAUUGCUUGGAAUUAUAACAGAGAAGAUCAACGCUAGCCUCAGAAUUACAUUUUACAACAGAAUUGACGGAUGGCUUUGGGUGGACAAAAAAUACAACAUUCGAGGAUCUUUAAACGACCUGAGAGAGGGGUUUUCUUGGGCGAUAGUUGCCAGUCUGUCAAAUAAUCAAUUGCACUACACUGCUUGUAACAUAGAAACUCCAUAUGUGUAUGCUAAGCUUAUGUGGUAUUUUCCGAAUCCUUUGCCUAUUGAAAAAUGGAAAUUUAUUUAUUUAGCUUUUUCUAGGGAACUAUGGAUCUCGGGAGUUAUUACUGCUGUGUUGACACCAUUUUUCUUUUUCUUAUUCGCUAAAGUGACAAGGAAAGAGUAUUAUUUCAUGGAAUUUGAAAAAUCUUGCUUUACUCUUUGGAGCAUUAUUUUUGGAAAUUCGACGGGUUUUUUGCCUAAAACAGUCCACUUUCGGUUUAUUUUUUCGUUGUGGUUAUUCUUUACAAUACACCUCAACCUCGCUUAUACAGCUUCUUUAACUGGUCUGAUAACAGGAGGGAAACUGGAGUCAAAAGUAAGUACUUUAGAUGACAUUGCUGAGAGAAACUUAACUACGGCAACUUUCAUGUACUUGGUCGGAGUAUUAGCCUCAAUAGACGAACCUGAAGUAAGAAAAGCAGUUUCUAGAUACAUUAUAGUAAAUGACUACGACAAAAUAUUUGCGACGAUGGUAACACAUAGGAACUUAUCUAUUGUAGAUAAUAAUGUUUACAUUGAUCAUCUCAUUGUCCGGAAAAAGCUGCAAAUAUAUCAAACACCGGUGACUUUGCUUCAUGUUCCGACUGGUAUAAUGAUGAGGAGAAAUCAUUUCAUGUUUGAGAGGAUAGAUAAAAUCGUUCAACGCCUGAUCUCUGCAGGGAUUAGCUAUAAGCUUGUGGAAGAUUUUACAAUACCUCUUUGGAAAAAACGUGAAAAAAAAAAUUGGAAAGCCGUAGACAUCAACGGUUUAGCUGGACCUUUCAUUCUCUAUGCAUGCGGAGUUUUGCUUUCAUUCAUAGCAUUUAUUUUUGAAAUUAUUUACUUCUAUAGAAACAAAUUUGUUAAUAUCGUAAAAUGA